Macrosiphum euphorbiae (potato aphid) is the source of this 1566-nucleotide messenger RNA. NCBI's taxonomy places the organism in Eukaryota, Metazoa, Arthropoda, Insecta, Hemiptera, Aphididae. The record is from the annotation of a GenBank genome assembly.
AUGGCAGCCGUCGAGAUCAAACCCAAUUUCGUGAAAAGCGUCUCCUGCUUUAUCAAUGAUUUAUCUUACCGUGAAGCUGUUGAGAAUUCUGUGAAUUAUAAUACAAGAUUAUGUAUAGAACGGCGAUUAAGAAUGCCAUUUUUGGAUACCCAAACAGGUGUAGCUCAAACACAUUCAAGUUUAUUGAUGCUGGAACGACAGCGUAUGCCUGGGUUAAAUAACGGUCAAGUAUAUACAUACCCUUCCAAAAGGUGGAAGAAGAAAAGAAGACAAUAUUUGUUAAAUACCUGCAAUAGCAGCUCUGUAAAUUCCUCUGUAUUCAAUUCUUCUGGAAGACGUAAAGAAUCUGGUUUAGCAAGUGGUGGUGAUUCUGGGGAUGGAACUAAUUCAUUUAAUAUUGAUUUACAUACUGGAGACAGUCAAAAUGCAAUUUCAAACAAUGAAGAUAGUAAAGAUAGCCUUGGAACAAAUACCAUAGUAUCUAAAGAUGAUCAGACUAACCAAAAUAGUUCAAACACUAAAGUAUCUUCUGAAUGGUAUUAUGAUGAAUUUGAAAUUCAAGAAAUCGAAGGAUUUGAAGAACCUGAUGCCGAUUCAGAUUAUGAUUAUGAAGAGAGUUACACUAAACGAAAAAGGCGGAAAGUUGGGAAGCCUGGUCGUAAUAGUACGAAUAAUGAAAGUACAAGUGGUCGGCGCAGUACAAAAGGUUCAACAUCUGGAAGAGGAAGAAAAAAAGGAAUGAGUGGUUUCAUUGAUCUUCAAGACCCUGAUAAACCAUAUGCAUGCGACCUAUGUGGAGCUCGUUACAAGACUCGACCUGGUCUUACUUAUCAUUACACUCAUUCACACAAGGAAAAACCUGCUGCCAAUAUACCUGUAGCAGAUGAAGAGGCCAGCCAAGAGAGUGGUUUAGUAUCAACCCCUGUGUCUCCACAAACACAACAGUCUCAACCAUUUGAACAACAACAAACUACAACAGGUCCUUCAGGCAGCAACAAUACACCGGUGGCGUCUCCUGCUCCUCACUCAAAACGGGUUUCAGCUAGGAUGUCAAACCAUCAAAACAAUUCUCCACUGGUGACAUUGAAUCCAAAUGAAGCAGCUUCGAGCACGGCAAGUUCAACUUUUCCAUCAACUGCUACUCCAGCAAAAACGUCACAUAAUAAAGCGGUUUCGAGAGAAGGAUAUACUAAAACAAAAUCUGGAGGCAAUAAUAAAUCUGCAAAUCCAUCACCGUAUUGUGAUUUUUGUUUGGGCGAUGAAGUAUCUAAUAAAUCUGGUCAACCAGAAAUAUUGAUUUCUUGUUCGGACUGUGGCCGUUCAGGCCAUCCAACAUGUCUGCAAUUUACUGCAAAUAUGAUCAUUUCUGUUGGAAAAUAUCGCUGGCAGUGCAUCGAGUGUAAAUGUUGUUCAAUUUGUGGAACAUCAGAUAACGAUGAUCAACUUUUGUUUUGUGAUGAUUGUGAUCGUGGUUAUCAUGUGUAUUGCUUAACACCACCACUUACAUCACCGCCAGAAGGUUGCUGGAGUUGUAAAUUAUGCAUCAAAGAAUUCCAUUCAAAAUAA